This is a messenger RNA of Leptopilina heterotoma, 2343 nucleotides long. RefSeq names its product thioredoxin-related transmembrane protein 1. The transcript has 5 exons. Bases 99 to 932 code for a protein of 277 amino acids. The record is from RefSeq and is a predicted model, not a curated record. NCBI's taxonomy places the organism in Eukaryota, Metazoa, Arthropoda, Insecta, Hymenoptera, Figitidae.
AAUAGAAAAUCUGGCAACCUCGCAUUGUUGACCGGUUGUGGCAGAAAUAGUUACCGGCAGUUUUUUAGUUAAAUAAUAAAAUUUCAUUUAGAGGCAAAAUGUUUUCGUAUAUUGCAUAUUUUUGUCUAUUUCUCACUCUUUCAAAUGCAAGUUUAGUACGAUCGAAAGAAUCAUCGGUGGAACCAUUACACGAAGAUAAUUGGGAUCGGAUGUUGACAGGCGAAUGGAUGGUGGAAUUCUAUGCACCCUGGUGUCCGGCGUGUAAGUCCCUUGAACCAGUUUGGGAGGAAUUGGCGUUAAGAAAAAAGGAUCUCAAUAUUAACGUGGGUAAAGUUGACGUCACUUAUGCACCAGGACUCAGUGGACGUUUUAUGGUGACCGCCCUUCCGACAAUCUAUCACGUUAAAGAUGGAAUAUUUCGUCAAUACAAAAGUCCCAGGGACAGGGAUUCCUUAAUCAAAUUUGUAGCUGAUAAAACUUGGAAGAAAGUUGAACCGAUUUCAAGUUGGAAGAGUCCUACUUCGAUUCAAAUGUCAGUUAUUAGCCAAUUUUUCCGCAUGUCUCAAGUUUUGAGAGGAAUUCACAACAAAUUAAUGGAAGAUUUUGGAAUGCCGACCUGGGGAACUUAUUUGAUUUUCGCAAUCGCUACAAUUGUUUUGGGCGCUGUUAUUGGACUCAUAAUUGUGUGCCUUAUUGACUUUCUUUAUCCGCCGAAAGACGUGCAAACACAAGCGAAAAAGAAAACAAAGGAUGGCUCUGGUGACAGUUCACAAGGAAAGUCGUCUGGCGAUGAGGAUCUGGUGAAAAAUGUCAAAGACGAUCUUGUAGAUGAAGAAGGCAGUGAAUCAGAAAAAUCCGAGGAAGAUAAGGCCACACAAACAAGCACAAGUAGUCCCAAUGUUCGUAAACGUAAACCAAGAAAAGCUGAUUAAAUUUUUAGUUCAUAAAAAUUUUAAUUGCUCUGAUCGGGUUUAAUGUGUUGAAUUAUUACAAUCACUAAAAAAUAGUGAGACAUGAAAAUUUGAGCAGAGACAAUAUUCAAGCACAAACUCUUCAAAGAUAUCAAACAAUUUUUUUCAGUUCACUUUCAAUGUCGUUCGACAAUCGUUUUUUUUUGUCUAAUUAAAAAGACUGGAUAGCAUUUAAAUUUUCUUUUUUUUUUUUUGUUGAGUAGAUUCAUUUCUAGUUACUGAAUUUUUUAUUUUAGGUAACAUUUUAGAAGUUUUGUACAAAAAUCCAACUUAAUUUAGAGAAAUCUUUUGGGUUUUUUUAAUUUGUUUUUGUUUUGGGAAAAGGUCUUUCUUUUAAAUCUAAAAGUAGUGCCUUAAGAUUUUCUUUCGUUUAUUAUUAAUUUAUUUCUGUAAAAGUUUUUAAGAAAAAAAAAAAGAUUUUAUUCAUUAAAAACAAAUUUACAGAGUUUAAAUAAUAAUAUUCAAAAUUAAUGAAAACUUAUGUUUUCAUUCUACAAAUUGAGAUUUUAAGAUGAAGUUAAUGAUACGUGAUUUUCCAUAAUGCACUUUUGAGAUUUUGAAUAACUCAAAUCUGUGAUUAUUCAUUGAAAUGGGAAACAAUUUUUUUAAAAGAAAAAAGGUUUUAAAAAAUAUGACUUUAAAAUUACUAAUAUUGUUUUUAAUACAAUUUUUCAAAAUAAUUAAUAAUAUUUAGUGUUUUGUGUAAAUAAACGUUUGUACACUUGUACAAUAAUCAUUUUUGGAUAACAAGCCUAAAAAGAAAUAAUUCGUAAACUAAAAUUUUUUGAAUUUUACAAACUAAAUAUUUUACUCUCGAUUAUUAAUGUUUGUUUAUUAAGCGUGUGUCAGAUUAUUAAUUAAGUCUUCCGCAAUUUCUGUUCGCACAAUUAAUUAAGCUUGAAUGUCUCGAAAGAUUUGUGAUUGGCUCAGUAGAAAAUUUUUUUUCAACGAAAGAAACAAAUUUUUAUCUCAGGGAACAAAUAUGCAUGUAAAUGUAAGGUAAUUUGUAAGUAAAGGUAAAUUUAUUUAUCCAGAUUUUACAUACAGGUUUAUAUAUAAAAAAUAUUGCGAAGAAUUUUUUACAAAGGAUACAAAAAAAAUAGGUUUUUUAAUUUUACAAAAAGAAAAUAGACGUAACAAGAUUAUGGAAGGCUGUAAAUUUUAAUUUUAUACUGAGUUAAUCACACGUUUAUUUUGUUUAUCGACGAUCAUGUUCCUUCUGUGACAUUCCUAUUUUUCAAUUUACUUAUUUAUUUUAGCAAUCUAAUGAUACUUACAGAAUGUAAAAUAACAUUUUGUGCGCAGAGUGAUAAUAAACCAUGUAAUGCAGACUUCCUAAUAAUUAAAAGUGUCUUUUUCAUCACAGUAUUAA